CGGCUUUCAUGUAAUUUUCCAAAAUAGAAAUAGAAAUAGAAAUAGAGAGAGAGAGAGAGAAUUAGGGCAUAAUUUCAUAUUUCUAUCAUUUCUAUGAUAUAGAGAGUCCAUUAUAUAUGCCAAACGCACCCUCUCUCUCCACCAUCUCCGGCCGGCGAAGAUUUCUUCUUCUUCGUCUUCUUUUCUUUCACCACUCCAUCCACCCUCCUUCGCCAUCUUCUUUUUGCCUCCUCAAGGCUCUUCAUUAUUCCUGUGAACUGGCCAACUUAGUGGUAGCUACAACUUGUGGCCAAAUGCUUACCGUGUGGACCUUGUUGCCAGGGCAUUGAACUAAGCAAAACCUUUCCCGGAUACUGAAUUUAGUGGUUAUAUUAUUCUUCAUCUUAGAGGUUUCAUAACCAUAAUGGGUGUCCAGUCCAAAUUUCAGCUUAUUUCCUACUCACAAGAAAUUGUUGAUGGAAAGCCAAUCCAUGUUUCUUCAAAUUGCCUUCCCAUCAAGGCCUUGAGGUUUGAACCAGCUGGGCGUGCCUUCCAUUCUGCUGCUAUCAAACUUCUUGGUUGUGUGCAGGAAGCUGAGGAUGGUGAAGAUCAGAAACCGGCAGGUGAUAAGGAGCAGCAAUAUCUGCCAUCAUUUGAUUCUUAUAGCAGUAAAGGUAAAAAGAAAUCUGGUGCUGAAGGCAAGCAACAAGAUCAUUAUGCAUUAUUGGGUUUGAGCCAUUUGAGAUAUCUUGCUACUGAGGAACAGAUAAGAAAGAGCUAUCGUGAGACUGCCUUGAAGUAUCAUCCUGACAAACAGGCUGCUCUUCUUCUUGCUGAGGAAACCGAAGCUGCCAAACAAGCAAAGAAGGAUGAGAUAGAGAGCCACUUUAAGGCCAUCCAAGAAGCAUAUGAAGUGUUAAUGGAUCCUACAAAGAGAAGACUUUAUGACUCCACUGAUGAGUUUGAUGACGAGGUUCCGACGGACUGUGCCCCACAAGACUUCUUCAAGGUGUUUGGUUCGGCUUUUAUGAGGAAUGGCCGCUGGUCAGUUAGCCAACCUGUUCCUUCAUUAGGUGAUGAUAAAACCUCAUUAAGUGAAGUAGAUAGUUUUUAUUACUUUUGGUAUAGUUUUAAAAGCUGGAGAGAGUUUCCACAUGCUGAUGAAUUUGAUCUUGAGCAAGCUGAGUCUCGUGAUCAUAAGAGGUGGAUGGAGAGACAGAAUGCAAAACUUUCAGAAAAGGCUAGAAAGGAAGAAUAUGCAAGGAUCCGUUCUCUUGUAGAUAAUGCUUAUAAGAGAGAUCCAAGGAUACUAAGGAGAAAAGAAGAGGAGAAAGCUGAGAAACAGAGGAAAAAGGAGGCCAAAUACCUCGCAAAGAAAUUGCAGGAGGAAGAAGCAGCCAGGGCUGCUGAAGAGGAGAAACGCCGGAAGGAGGAGGAAGAAAGGCGAGCUGCAGAAGCAGCAUUACAGCAGAAGAAGGUGAAAGAGAAAGAGAAGAAACUAUUACGUAAAGAGCGAACUCGUCUUCGGACACUUUCAGGGCCUGUGACAUCACAGCAUUUGCUUGAUCUCUCUGGGGAUGAUGUUGAAAGUCUUUGUAUGACACUUGAUAUUGAUCAACUUAGGGACAUAUGUGACAAGAUGGAGGGCAAAGAGGGGCUGGAGCUAGCAAAAGUUCUUAAAGAUGCGCGUGGAUAUAGUAAUGAUUUGGAAAGUAAAAAGGAAGAUAAGAAGAAAACUGAGCAGCCCAAUGGAUCUGUGCAGACUAAUGGAAGUACCCCUUUGAACAGCUCCGCGAAGAAGGAAAAACCUUGGGGCAGAGAAGAGAUUGAGCUUUUGAGAAAAGGAAUGCAGAAAUAUCCAAAAGGAACAUCUCGGAGGUGGGAAGUUAUUUCAGAGUACAUUGGUACUGGAAGAUCUGUGGAAGAAAUAUUGAAGGCAACCAAAACAGUACUUCUUCAGAAACCUGAUUCUGCCAAAGCUUUUGAUUCAUUUCUCGAAAAGAGGAAGCCUGCACCCUCUAUUGCAUCUCCCCUCACUACUAGGGAGGAAAUAGAAGGGGUCUCAACUCCUCAGAAGAGUGAAAACAAUUCUGUGCAGACAGACAUUCCACAAGAUUCUGCAAACAAGAGUGCAAACGACCAGAGUCCUAAUGAUACAAAUGCUGAUGGGGUAUCUUCUAGUUCGGAGCAAGAUGUGUGGUCUGCUGUACAAGAAAGAGCCCUGGUUCAGGCUUUGAAAACCUUUCCGAAGGAUGCCACUCAGCGAUGGGAGCGAGUUGCUGCUGCAGUUCCAGGUAAGACUGUGAAUCAAUGCAAGAAAAAGUUUUCAUUGUUGAAAGAGAACUUCAGAAACAAGAAAAAUGCUGUUUAGUUUGCUCUUGAGGUUGCUUCUGACGUUGCAUGAAAAUAGAUAGAUGCACUCGAGUUCUUGAUGAAAUUCUCUUUCUGAGCAUCUGUUUUUUUAAUAUUAAAUUCUUUGAAGCUACGAAUUUAUGAAGCUACAUAUAGUUAUAAAUCAGAGUAGUUACUUGUGCCGGUUGCUGCCAUCCGGAUUUUGAUGUAAUGCCGUUAUAGGUUUAUAGCUAAUUUGGAAGAGGGAGAUCUAUUUUGAGUUAGUUUUCCAUGAGUAUGAUUUGUACUACAGUAUCCCAGUUUAAUUACAUUCUAAUGGGAGAUAUGAUGGCCCAAUUUAAAGAUGGAAUUAAAAGAGAGAACAAGUGAAAAUCAGUUGAUA
This is a messenger RNA of Ziziphus jujuba (common jujube), 2713 nucleotides long. RefSeq lists its product as uncharacterized. Gene Ontology annotation, cellular component: cytosol. The coding region runs from base 404 to 2350 and encodes 648 amino acids. NCBI's taxonomy places the organism in Eukaryota, Viridiplantae, Streptophyta, Magnoliopsida, Rosales, Rhamnaceae. Gene Ontology annotation, biological process: regulation of translational fidelity; 'de novo' cotranslational protein folding. The transcript is spliced from 3 exons. Gene Ontology annotation, molecular function: Hsp70 protein binding; ribosome binding. The record is from RefSeq and is a predicted model, not a curated record.